AUGGCCGAGCGAUCGGCGUCGCGCGAUUCUAAGGCCCCCAUGAACUUAUCCGGCGACGCUGACACUGACAAGUACAGUCGAGAUCCGUCGCCUGUGUUCCCGUUCCUUAACAACGACGAGACGGCCCAAGCACUUUCAUCAGACGCCGCAACGCAAAGCCGAGCCGGAGAAGAUGACGCUGAAGAAGAGCCGGCGGUGGCCAAGCCCUUUGUUCGAACGUCGAGCCCCGACUCCGCAGCGCGUGCAGCAGAUGCCUAUGACGAGAAGGGCCUUGACCGACUGGAUCGCAAGAUGCACAAAUUCAGCCUGUACGAGACGGCUACUCGCUAUUACAUUGUCGGCGGCGACGUGACCGAGCGCCGAUACCGGAUUCUCAAGAUUGAAAGGACAACUGAUGACUCGGAGUUGAGCCUUACCGACGACAAGAUCAUUUACAGCCAAAAGGAGAUGAAUCAGUUGCUGGACACAAUUGACGACGGCAACAAGGGGACGGGUGGGAUCAAGCUGCGCUGUACGGCCUGGGGCCUGCUAGGCUUCAUCAAAUUCACGGGCCCUUACUACAUGCUUCUGAUCACGAAGAAAAGUACGGUGGCAAUGAUCGGAGGGCACUACAUUUACCAAGUUGAUGGCACUGAGUUAGUGCCGUUGACACCAAAUCGAUUCAAGGCCGACGUCAGAAACACCGAGGAGUCUCGCUUCCUCGGCAUUCUCAACAAUCUAGACUUGACUCGAUCCUUUUAUUACAGUUAUUCUUACGACAUCACACGCACACUCCAGCAUAAUCUUACGCGGGAGCGCGAGGCGCUUGCUCGUGGACUUCCGGGGGCCAUGGAUGACUUUAAUGGCAUGUUCGUAUGGAACAGUCAUCUCCUGCAGCCGGCAAUGAAUGCCCUCAAAGAUCCCUUUGACUGGUGCCACCCCAUCAUCCACGGCUACAUUGAUCAGGCUGCUCUAUCCAUAUACGGCCGUACUGCCUACAUCACCAUCAUUGCCCGGCGAUCCCGCUUCUUUGCCGGUGCUAGGUUCCUCAAACGCGGAGCCAACGAUUUGGGUUACGUAGCCAAUGACGUCGAAACAGAACAGAUAGUUUCAGAGGCCUUAACUACUUCAUUUCACGCCCCUGGACCAAUACUCUUUUCAAGCCCGCAGUAUACCUCGUAUGUUCAGCAUAGGGGCAGUAUCCCGCUCUACUGGACACAGGACAACACAGGCGUGACCCCGAAACCGCCAAUCGAGCUCAAUUUGGUCGACCCGUUUUACAGCGCGGCCGCCCUUCAUUUCGACAACCUCUUCGAGCGCUACGGCGCCCCUAUCUACGUACUCAAUCUGGUCAAGGCCAGAGAAAGGACGCCGCGUGAGUCCAAGUUGUUGCUCGAAUACACCAAUGCCAUCAAUUAUCUGAACCAGUUCCUACCCGAGGGGCGCAAGAUCAUCCACAAGGCCUGGGAUAUGAGUCGAGCGGCAAAGAGUCGUGAUCAGGAUGUUAUAGGUACUCUGGAGCGAAUCGCCGAGGAUGUUGUCACAACCACAGGAUUUUUCCACGAUGGCGACGGCAAGGUGCACCCGACAAGUGUACAGAAUGGCGUGGCCCGGACAAACUGCAUUGACUGCCUGGAUCGCACCAAUGCGGCGCAAUUUGUCAUUGGCAAAAGGGCCCUUGGGCAUCAGCUACACGCGCUCGGCAUCCUUGAAGAUACGUCUAUCAACUACGACACGGAUGCUGUUAACCUCUUUACACAUAUGUACCAUGACCAUGGCGACACAAUUGCUGUACAGUACGGUGGCUCUCAGUUGGUCAACACCAUGGAGACCUACCGCAAAAUCAACCAGUGGACAAGUCAUUCGCGGGACAUGAUAGAGAGUUUCAAAAGAUACUACAACAACUCUUUCCUCGAUGGUCAGCGGCAGGAGGCAUACAACCUGUUCCUUGGCAACUAUAUCUUUGCCCAGGGGCAGCCAAUGUUGUGGGACCUGGCGACGGACUACUACCUUCAUCACGCGGACCCGCGAGCUUGGUCGGAGAAAACGAAACGUAACUACAUCAACUGGUACACGACGGAAAACCUGAAAUUAAGGAGGUUCCCAACGUACAGCCAGCCUCCUGGCGAAGUCAGAAAAAUGCCCGUGUCUUUCUUUGACGACUACUGGGUUGAAUACUAUCGACCCUCCACGCUCUCAUCGUUCCUAAAGAUGUUUCCCUACAAGAUGAACUCGACCAUCAAGUACAUACCCUUCAAGUCCACGCAGGAUGGUCGCUAUGAUCUGAGCCCCUUCAGGAUCCGUAACGAAACUGAUCUGGACGCCCACGAGAAGAAGAAGCCGAAGAAGGAGGUGAUUAUUGUCGAUCCGCAGGAUCUGAAGUCUCCUCGGGAUACGGACGCUGCGUCCGUCCUGUCAGACCGCACCACGGGUGGCAAGGGAAUCUCUAUACAUCGCUGGCUCCAGCCCAUGCAGGACAGAGUGACGGGACACCAUGGGAUCAUGAAAGAAACCCAUACUGAACCGCAAGGGUCGCCCAAGGUCAAGCCUACAGCCCAGGAAAAGACAAAGGCAGCCCAGUGGACGUUCACCAAGGCCGUCAAUGAGUCUCUCAAUCCAUCCGUCAGUCAACAAGAGGCCGAGGAUUACGAACGCUACAUCAGCCAUCCCCAAAACCUACCUUUGGUUGUGUCGGCCGAGGUCCAGGCGGAGAAUCAGUCCGAGUAUCAACAUUAUGUCCAGAGCAGCUGGCAGAGCGAUGCCCUCGCCCCCGUUGGUGCCGAAGAGGAUGUCGCUGUGUACGCCGAGCUCCUCAAAGUUGGUAGUAACCCCCUUACCGUCACCGAGGAAGAUGCUCAGAAGAAACGGUACAAAGCUUAUAGGAAGUGGCUACGUGGCAAGUCCUUCUUCAAGCAGCAGCCACUCGACUGA
Molecule: messenger RNA, 2910 nt
Organism: Colletotrichum destructivum
Lineage: Eukaryota; Fungi; Ascomycota; Sordariomycetes; Glomerellales; Glomerellaceae
Product: Putative SAC domain, polyphosphoinositide phosphatase Fig4
Exons: 3
Coding region: 1-2910 (969 amino acids)
Biological process (GO): phosphatidylinositol dephosphorylation
Cellular component (GO): intracellular membrane-bounded organelle
Molecular function (GO): phosphatidylinositol-3,5-bisphosphate 5-phosphatase activity
Source: RefSeq, a predicted model, not a curated record